This is a messenger RNA of Scylla paramamosain (green mud crab), 2437 nucleotides long. RefSeq names its product venom protease-like. The record is from RefSeq and is a predicted model, not a curated record. Gene Ontology annotation, molecular function: serine-type endopeptidase activity. Bases 303 to 1556 code for a protein of 417 amino acids. Gene Ontology annotation, biological process: proteolysis. NCBI's taxonomy places the organism in Eukaryota, Metazoa, Arthropoda, Malacostraca, Decapoda, Portunidae. The transcript has 9 exons.
UGGUCUGACAGAAAAACAGGCACACACUCGCUCACUCGUUCGCUCACUUUGCCUACUGGCUGACUAACCCUGUCUAAUCAUUUCCUCCUUUUCAGUUCACACGCUUCUAAGAAACAACUGUAUGUAAAGAAAAUAAAAAAAAAACGGCUCUAUGUAAAGGAAAUAAGGAACGACUUUAUGUAAAGGAACUAGGGCGGAAAGACAACAUCCCAUUUCCCUCACACUCUCUGUUACCCAAUAUCAAGACCUGUUUCCUGACCGUCAAGUAUUCAGAAUAGAACCAGACAUCUCACGCAGGAGACAUGGGCCGCCAGACCUCUUGCUGGGAUAACUCUGUGGUCUUCCUGCUUCUGUUGGCAUCCACAGCACAGAAGACAGUAGUAGCAGGCGCAGUGGUAUUCCCGGACGCUGAGCCCUGCACGCUGCAGACGGGCGAGCAGGGCUUCUGUUUGCCGCUGCCCGAGUGCCCGCCAGUGCUGGAGACGAUCAGAGAAAAGCGUCCAGUCUCGUGUGGCUUCCAAGGAUUUACUCAAAUUGUGUGUUGCCCGAAGAGUCAAAACACCACAGCAGGCGAUAAGGUAGUGGACAUUUCCCCUCCGUCAGCAUACGACGCACUGGACUGCGGGAAAAGUGCGGUUAAAACCAUCCGGAACUUCGGACUUGAAUCCGGGCUAACGGCGAGCGGCAUCUCGAGUCGAAAGAAGCGAGCUAAUUUACCUUUUGAACCAGUGCCAGGCCCAAAACCACUGCCGGUUGGGCUUUUCCAACCUGGAGGAUUUCUUAACAAGCCUGAAGUUAUUGGUGGAGAGAUAUCGAGGAGGAACGCUUGGCCAUGGAUGGCACUGAUUGGACAGCGAGACGUAGCGGGCAUCAACUGGUUCUGCGGUGGGGCACUAAUUAAUGAAUACUGGGUCCUUACGGCGCUCCACUGCUUCCACGACAACAAGGCCGAGGUGGUGCGUCUUGGCGAGCAUGACUACAACGACGAUAAUGAUGGGGCUGACCACAAGGACAUUCCGGUGGCGGAGAUGAUACAGUAUCCUGACUACAUUUACCCACAAGGCUAUCACGACCUGGCCCUGCUCAGGCUGGAACGCAAAGUCGUGCUGCAGAAAUUCAUCUUACCCGUGUGUCUCCCUUGGGGAAGCAAGAGCGAAGAGAACAUCGUGAAUAGCAGGGCAACAGUGGUGGGUUGGGGACACACAUUAUUCGGAGGGUUCCCAAGCUCCGCGCUGAUGGAGGUGGACGUGCAGGUGUUCCCUUCCUCCAGAUGCGAUAGCAGCUAUUCCUCCCUCCCUCAAUACCCAGACCAGUGGCCGCGCGGCAUCGGGAAAGAGACCCUGUGUGCCGGGGAUGUUAAGGGCGGCAAGGACUCCUGCCAGGGCGACUCUGGUGGACCUCUGGUCACUCAGGACAGCCGAGGGCGCUACGUGGCGGCGGGCGUCGUGUCGCAAGGCUACGGGUGUGGCCACAAGGAUUACCUCGGCCUGUACGUCAACCUGCGCCACCCAGCUUACCUCGCCUGGAUCAAGAAGGUGGCUUUUGCGCCUCAAUGAGCGGCGCCUGACAACGAAGGCAGUGCUGUGGGAGGUCAUGGGGUAGAAGUGGGGGAGAAAGAAACCAUGUCUCAUUGAUUGAGAUGAAAUCGAAUUCGGGAUUUAGCUAUUGCCGCUUAACACAAAAUGGUGGAAACCUAUACUGGACUACGCUGAAGAAAUUGUCUCACAACAGAGGUCGCCUAACAUUUUUUUUUAACAGCAUAAAAACAAUACCUGUUGCAUGAAUCAAUGUUUGGAAAGAAAAUAAGUAAAUAAAAAGUUUUGUUUUAAUUUUUUUUCCUAGAAUCAAUGUAUAUUCGCUACUAUUUACUUAAACAUGUAGGUAAAAUUACUAUUUCUACAUUUUUCAUAUCUUCAGUUUCAUAACGACCCUUCUAUGGAUGACAUAACAAAUAAAUAGGGAACCCUGUCACACUCCUUCAUUGUUUCUUUGUUGGGUUGCAAUUCCCAUCCCGAGUAGUGACAGUGAGGCAGCAUUGGGGGACUUUAUUGGCUGUAACCCAUCAGGAUCACUCGAUUACAACCAAUCAUCAUCAUUCAAAAGUGGCACCAGUAAAACACAACGCGACUGCACAGCCUGGAAGCAAGCUGCAUGUCAGUCUGCAACAGUAAACUGCUUACUUCCUGAGUCUUCGCAGCGUCUCCUCUCUUUUGAUUCUUGCGGCGACCCGAGGGACAAGUUUGAGAACUCAAAGAAGCAUGCGAAAUAUUGCAUUAAGAGGUAAUCGAGUGUUUUGCUUAUUUCGUAUUUACUUGCAAUGUGCUUGCACCACCAAAUUUAGGAGAUUUUGUUUUAUAGGAUGAAAAUGCUGUAUUUUACCAUUUGAUAGAUCACUGCUAAAGAUUACAAAUAUAUAAAAAGUUAUACAAGCACAUCA